This is a messenger RNA of Octopus sinensis (East Asian common octopus), 492 nucleotides long. Its product is annotated as SCAN domain-containing protein 3-like. The record is from RefSeq and is a predicted model, not a curated record. Bases 1 to 492 code for a protein of 163 amino acids. Lineage: Eukaryota; Metazoa; Mollusca; Cephalopoda; Octopoda; Octopodidae. The transcript has a single exon.
AUGAGUUUACCUGUUAACAAGAUUCGAAAAUACAACGAUAGUUAUCUCAACUAUGGAUUUUAUUUUGUGAUUAAAAACGGUGUGCCACAUCCGCAGUGUAUUAUUUGCCAAAAGAUUCUUUGCCCUGAAUCCAUGAAACCUUCAUUACUUUCUCGGCAUCAAGUUUCUAAUCAUUUCGAAACUAUCGGAAAACCAAAUGACUUUUUUAAGAACAAAAAAGAUAAUAUUCGGAAAAUAGACGAUUCUUUCAAUUUUGACAUUAAUUUUUUACUAUCAAAACUCUCUUACAUGAUUUCAUAUCGGAUCGCAAAAGCCAAAAAACCACAUACAAUUGCCGAGAAUCUUAUUAUACCGUGCAUUAAGGACAUGUUUGAAUGUUUCCCUGGCAAUAAAUUGGAGCAUAUUGUUCGAAAAAUUCCAUGUUCAAAUGAUACCGUCAAUAGAAGAAUACGAGAUCUAUCCGAAAACAUAAAAGAACAAGUUAUUUUCUAG